Messenger RNA from Magnolia sinica, 2284 nucleotides. RefSeq names its product pentatricopeptide repeat-containing protein At4g25270, chloroplastic. Gene Ontology annotation, molecular function: protein binding; RNA binding. Gene Ontology annotation, biological process: RNA modification. The transcript has a single exon. The record is from RefSeq and is a predicted model, not a curated record. Lineage: Eukaryota; Viridiplantae; Streptophyta; Magnoliopsida; Magnoliales; Magnoliaceae. Bases 3 to 1595 code for a protein of 530 amino acids.
AAAUGGAGACUCUGCAAGCUUUCCCUCCAAUUUCCUUUUGCCUCUGCAGCUCUUCCAAAACCAAGAAGAUCAAACGCCGACAGCUAAGAAACCACCCACAACAAAGCUCCAGCAUCACCACCACAGCAACAACCAUAACUGAUCUCUCUUCCUUCUCAAAACCAUCUUCUCCGACUCCUCUCCUCGUUAACCAAUCUCCACAAUCCCAAACCAAACACCAAGCGCUCGAUCAAAUCGUCCAAGAAAUCCGAGCCUCUCUCGACCGCCAUAUCAAAAUCGAACCCAAGAUCUACUCCUCUCUCCUCGAGACAUGCUUCCGCAUGCAAUCCCUCCACCACGGCAUCAUCAUCCACCGCCUCAUUCCCCCCACCCUCCUCCGCAAGAGCGUCGACCUCUCAUCCAAGCUCCUCCGCUUGUAUGCCUCCUUCGGCCUCGUUGAUGAAGCCCACAAGCUGUUCGACCGAAUGCCGCAGCGGCAUGCGACUGCGUUUGCUUGGAAUUCUCUCAUUUCUGGCUAUGCCGAACUGGGUCUCUACGAAGACGCAAUGGCCCUUUAUUACCAAAUGGAGGAAGACAAGGUCGAGCCCGACCGAUUUACCUUCCCACGAGUGCUCAAGGCGUGUGCGGGACUCGGAUCGAUCCAGGUUGGCGAGGCCGUCCAUCGGCACAUAGUCCGUUCUGGAUUUGCUGAUGAUCCAUUUGUCCUCAAUGCGCUCAUUGACAUGUAUGCCAAAUGCGGUGACAUUGUAGGAGCUCGGAAGGUCUUUGAUACGAUCUCUCACAGGGACAUGAUUUCAUGGAAUUCAAUGUUGGUGGGUUACGCCAGACAUGGACUUUUAGUUGAAGCUCUUUGCAUCUUCCGUCAGAUGACUGCGGCAGGUUUUGAACCGGAUUCGGUGGCCAUCUCUACAAUUCUCACCAGAUUUGCAGCUUCAAGGCUUGGAUUAGAGAUUCACAGCUGGGUUAUUAGGCGGGGACUCGAUCAGAAUCUAUCUGUAGCCAAUUCAUUGAUUAGCAUGUAUGGGGUGAUGGGCCAGCUGCAUCAUGCAUUUGAAGUGUUUGAAGGAAUGGGGGAAAGAGAUACAGUGUCCUGGAAUGCUAUCAUUUCAGCUCAUGGUAAACAUGGAAGGCAAGCACUAAUGAUUUUCCAGCAGAUGGAGAAUUCAGGAGUAUCUCCAGAUGACAUUACAUUCAUUUCAUUGCUGUCUGCCUGCGCACAUUCAGGUGCCGUAGAAGAGGGGCGACAGCUGUUUGCAAAGAUGGAAGAGACGUAUGGAAUAAAGCCAUGGAUGGAGCAUUGUGCAUGCAUGGUGAACCUCUUGGGAAGGGCGGGGUUCAUUGACGAAGCAUAUGACUUCAUUACAAAGAGGAUGGCCUUUGAGGGCGGGCCAACGGUGUGGGGAGCUUUGCUGCACGCUUGCUCGGUCCACGGGAAUGUCGGUGUGGGUGAGAUUGCUGCUGAGAGGCUGUUUGAGCUGGAACCUGACAAUGCACAUAAUUUCGACCUUAUGAUGAAGAUCUAUGUGGAUGCAGGGAGAUGGGAAGAUGAGGAGAGGGUGAGAAAGAUGAUGAGGAAUAGAGGUUUGGAUACUUAGAAUUCAGAUGGAGAAAUGCAGAGGAUCAAGAUCUUCGUUGCAGGCCCACUUGCCAGCAUGGCCUUGACUAGUCUGAUUUUCGUGCUAGGGUAAAUGCUGAGGCCCACCUGACAAAUGGCAUGGAUCUCGCACAAGUGUGCUGUUAGUAGCCCUAUCAGGGCUCAUCUACUAUUGAAAGGAAGUGUAUGGGAGGUUACUACAGGAAGUUUGAGCUAUUGGACUGCCAAGAGCAUCUGGAAACGAUGUUACUUCACAGGUGGGCUGCAUAAAAGUUCAGUGCAAUUCUCUGCUUGUGGUGGACGCAGCAAACGGUCUGGUGAUUAGAACUGCUGUUCUGGUGGGCCAGUAUGUGGAUGGUUCAUAGCUAAAAAAGCUAUGGGUAUUAGACCAUUGUAUAAAACAUUCAGCUGUAGACUAUCACAUCAGUUAAUGGAUACUGUGCUUGGAAGAAGAAAAAAAAAAACUCAUUUUAUUUGAUUGAUUGUAUAAGGGUGCAUCUCCUGCAAAUUGAACUGAUCAAUCAUGACAUUUUAAGAAAUUUCAUAAUGUUUGGUGUAACCAAACGCAUGGAUACCACUGAUAUCAUGCUUCUAUGCUUUAUUUAAGAGAGGCAUGUGGCAUGAGCAACCCAUGUGGAGAAAGCAAGAUGGGAGAGAUUGGAAAGGAAAGAUACAGGCCAUUUGAAGACA